Trichomonas vaginalis G3 is the source of this 1200-nucleotide messenger RNA. Its product is annotated as major facilitator superfamily transporter. NCBI's taxonomy places the organism in Eukaryota, Parabasalia, Trichomonadida, Trichomonadidae. Gene Ontology annotation, cellular component: membrane. The record is from RefSeq and is a predicted model, not a curated record. Gene Ontology annotation, biological process: transmembrane transport. Bases 1 to 1200 code for a protein of 399 amino acids. The transcript has a single exon. Gene Ontology annotation, molecular function: transmembrane transporter activity.
AUGGGCCUCUUUCGCAAGGAACUCUUGUAUGCUGUAAUUAUUCAAUUCACAUCAUUCUCAUUCGGUUUUAUCUUAGCUAUUGCAUCUCCAGCUGCAGAUUGGUAUAAGGAAAAUUGGAACAUCAGUGAUACACUUAUCACAUACUAUCAGUCACUUCCAUCUGCAACUGCUAUUGCUGGUACAUACGUUCUUGCCGCUUUAUUCCACUUCUUUGGACGAAAUAUGACAACAACAAUUGUCAACAUUUUCACAAUUCUCACAUGGGUUAUGCUCUUGUUCGUUACCAAGACCACAUUCUGGCUUGCUCUUGUUGCAAGAGUUAUGCAGGGUAUCUCAAUGGGUGUUUCAUCAGCUUUAGCUCCAUUGCACCUUUCUGAAAUUGCUCCAGAAGAUUCUAAGGGCUUCUAUGCAUCAAUCAACACAGCCUCCAUCACAUUGGCCAUCAUUAUCUUCUUCUGCUGUGCUGAAUUCUUGAAACCAAACGAACUCAACUAUAUUGCCAUUGCUGUUCAUGCCUUACAGACCUUCACAAUUUGGUUUGUUCCAGAAACAAAGCCAAAGGAAGAAAAGCACGAAGAUCAGACUGUCAAGGAAUCCAUUUGCCAGCCACAGUACAUCAAGCUUGUCUGUGUUGCUAUCUCCAUCAUGUUCAUCCAGCAGUUCUCUGGUCCAAACGCUAUCACAGUCAACUUCUUCCAGGUUUUGAAGAAGGCCAAGCUCUCAAUCAAGGAAGGUUUCGCUGCUUCCAUCAUCAUGACAACACAGAUCUUAUCCACAAUCUUCUUAUCUGGCUACGUCGACAAGUUCGGCAGAAAGAUCUUGUGGAUCAUCUCCUGCAUGUCUGUUGGCAUUACACUCGGCCUCUUCGGUCUCAGCCUUCAGUUGAACUGGAACCCAUUCAUUGGCAUUGUUGACCUUUGCAUCUUCCAGAUCGCUUUCGGCUUAGGUUUAGGCCCAAUGCCCUGGUACUUAGGCCCACAGAUGCUCCCACCACAGUUCGGUGGCACAAUUGCAUCUAUCUGCACAUCUACAAACUGGCUCUUCUCCUUCGCUAUCAUCCAAUUGUACAGCCCAAUGGAGAAGUUCAUCAAGACAUGCGGAUGCUUCUACUUCUUUGCAGGAAUCGCUAUUGUCGGUGGUAUUUACGGAUACUUCUUCAUCAAGGACAACAAGGAUUCUUCCAAAUACGAAGAAAUUUAA